AUGGAGCACGCCGAGCGUCAGCAUGGACAAUUUCCCCUCAUGGAGCUCUGUAUCAGGAUGCUGCGGAAGCUGAGUUUAUGGAACCAGGCGCCUGGAGGAACAUUCUCAAUUAGGGGCUACUUGAACGUAGGAAGCUAUAUGCUCGUUUGGGUCAUGCCGAGCUUUGUGUUCAUUGUGACUACGCAGGAUAAUGUUACGCUGCUGCUAAAGGCGGUCACCGAGCAGAUCGUGUUCUUUACUAUCUUCUACAAGUUCUGCUCAUUUGUGUACAACUUUCGGCAGUGGGAGUCAUUGUUCUACGAUCUACAGCGAACGUAUACUAGCGUGCAGUCCGAUCCCGACGCCGAGGUUCAAGCUGUCCUGACACACGUGCGCAAGGUGGCAUACUAUGUGACGCGCUACUACUGCACGAUAGUGACAUUCAAUAUCAUGGUAUACGGCAUUUUCCCAAUGAUCUACGUAAUAAUCAAGUAUGCCAUUACGGGCACCUAUAGUGUUCCUCUAUCGACACCGAUCGAAGGAUGCUACUUCAUUCCAGGUUAUAAAACUGAGUUUUGGAUAUGGCUGCCGUUCAAUGGCAUGCUCAAUGUAGUUCUUCUACUACACGGUCUGAUGCUUCUUCCAAUGGAAUGCUUCGUCUGGAUCAUGAUCUACGAUAUUGCAUGCCUUUUCCGUAUUCUUCGCAUUAAAGCUAGACUGCUUGGUACGGUGCAGGGUAAGGAUGUUCAAUGGCAUGCCGAAAUCGAAAACUUCGUGUCACUACAUGAUUGUACCUUGCGUUGCGCUUCAGCCCUGGAGGAAAUCCUCUCCGGUCAGAUGCUAUUUUUGUACACGUCGACAAUAUUUUCCCUCUGUCUGCUGAUGACGGUGAUCUCCGUUGCUUUCAACGACACUCAUUUGAUGAUAUGUAUGUUGGUUGUGAUCAACUACUGCAUGUUUCAAACGUUCUGCUUCGCCAUGUUGGGUACCGAGCUGAUUGAGGAAAGUUCCUCGGUUGCCGACGCGAUUUUUCACAGCUCCUGGUACACCCGGUCGCAUCUUGAGCAGCGCGAUCUGGCAUUCGUACUGUUCCGAGCGCAGCGACCGGUCAAAUUGACAGCAGCGAAACUGUUCAUUGUUACACGCGUGUCUUUUGCGCAGGUUUUAAAACAAGCGUAUACGAUUUUCACACUGAUGUCUCAGUUUUUGGGUGAAAAUGUAAAUUGA
This is a messenger RNA of Anopheles coustani, 1206 nucleotides long. RefSeq names its product odorant receptor 49b-like. Gene Ontology annotation, cellular component: plasma membrane. The record is from RefSeq and is a predicted model, not a curated record. Gene Ontology annotation, molecular function: olfactory receptor activity; odorant binding. Lineage: Eukaryota; Metazoa; Arthropoda; Insecta; Diptera; Culicidae. The coding region runs from base 1 to 1206 and encodes 401 amino acids. The transcript has 5 exons. Gene Ontology annotation, biological process: sensory perception of smell; detection of chemical stimulus involved in sensory perception of smell.